GGCCUCGUCGGGAGUCUCCCAAAGCAACGGGCAAUUCACGAGAUGAGGGCCGAUCUCGAUCCAAUAUCAUCCCGCCACGGCUGGAGGCUUCGUGUUUGCAUUCCAGGGCGAGUUCUGCAGUGGCCGGCUUCCGGCUUGCGGGUUUCAUCGACAGCGAGUCGAAGAAGAUACAACUCGAUGAAGGACACCCCGAUCGAUGCACUGAAAGCGAGAUAUCCUCCGAAAACUGAUCGAAGCCGAUCACAGGGCUGGAUGUGUGGUCUUUCUGGCUGCUUAUUCUAUAGCAUUGGGAAAAAGGGAAAGACUACAUUCGUGGUAAAAGAGUGGCAAUCUACUGCGCGUCCAGCCAGUAUCCUCCAGUGCGCUUUCC
Messenger RNA from Mycena citricolor, 370 nucleotides. Lineage: Eukaryota; Fungi; Basidiomycota; Agaricomycetes; Agaricales; Mycenaceae. The record is from the annotation of a GenBank genome assembly.